AUGGCCGAAUACUGCCGCAAUAUUUUUGGGGACGCGCUGCUCAUCGAGCCGCUGGAGAAGUACCCGCUGCAGCCCGGGGUGCCCCUGCCCAGCCCCCAGGACCUGCUGGGCCGAAUCCUGGUGAAGAACAAGAAGCGGCGCCCGCGGCCCCCCCCGGCCCCCCCCGAGGGCAGCAGCCUCCGCAAACGCCCCCCCGAGCCCCCCCGCCGGCGACGCCGACCCCCCCGGGCCCCCGAAUGCGGCAUCACCCCCCCCGAGCCCCCCGCCGGCGACGCCGACCCCCCCGGGGCCCCCCCGGCGGAGCCCCCCGAAAGCGGCGCCCCCCCCGCGGCACCCGGCGGCGACGAGAAGGCGCCGAAGCUGGGGGAGCCCCGGAAAUCCAUCGACCGCGAGGCCGACAGCGAGGAGGAGGAGGAGGACGAGCAGCCGGAGCUGAAGAAGCCCACCACGGACGAGGGCACGGCCAGCAGCGAGGUCAACGCCACGGAGGAGAUGUCCAACCUGGUCAACUACGUGGAGCCCGUCAAGUUCAAGUCCUUCCAGGCCGCCAGCAAGCGCAACAAGGCCUUCGAGAUGUCGUCCUUCGUGGAGACCAAGGGGCUGGAGCAGCUCACCAAGAGCCCCCUCGAGUUCGUGGAGUACAACAAGAAGCAGCUGAGCCGCAUCUACCCCAAGGGCACCCGGGUGGAUUCCUCCAACUACCAGCCGCAGCUCUUCUGGAACGCCGGCUGCCACAUGGUGGCCCUCAACUUCCAGACCCUCGACCUGCCGAUGCAGCUCAACCUGGGCAUGUUCGAGUACAACGGCCGCAGCGGCUUCCUGCUCAAGCCCGAGUUCAUGCGGCGCCCGGACAAGGCCUUCGACCCCUUCACCGAGGACAUCGUCGACGGCAUCGUCGCCAACACCGUCAAGGUCAAGGUGAUUUCGGGGCAGUUCCUCUCGGACAAGCGCGUGGGCAUCUACGUGGAGGUGGACGUCUUUGGGCUGCCGGUGGACACCAAGCGCAAGUACCGCACGCGGACCUCCCAGGGCAACUCCUUCAACCCCGUGUGGGACGAGGAGCCCUUCGUCUUCCACAAGGUGGUGCUGCCCACACUGGCCUCGCUGCGCAUCGCCGCCUUCGAGGAGGGCGGCCGCUUCGUGGGGCACCGCAUCCUGCCCGUGGCCGCCAUCCGCUCCGGGUACCACUACAUCUGCCUGCGCAGCGAGAGCAACCUGCCGCUGUGCCUGCCGGCGCUGCUCGUCUACACCGAGGCCUACGACUACAUCCCCGACGACCACCAGGAUUACGCCGAGGCCCUGAUCAACCCCAUCAGGCACGUGAACCUCCUGGACCAGCGGAAGAAGCAGCUCGUGGCCCUGAUGGGCGACGGCGAG
Messenger RNA from Dromaius novaehollandiae (emu), 1377 nucleotides. RefSeq names its product 1-phosphatidylinositol 4,5-bisphosphate phosphodiesterase beta-3-like. The record is from RefSeq and is a predicted model, not a curated record. The annotation marks the transcript as partial. NCBI's taxonomy places the organism in Eukaryota, Metazoa, Chordata, Aves, Casuariiformes, Dromaiidae. Gene Ontology annotation, biological process: phosphatidylinositol-mediated signaling; release of sequestered calcium ion into cytosol; lipid metabolic process. Gene Ontology annotation, molecular function: calmodulin binding; phosphatidylinositol-4,5-bisphosphate phospholipase C activity. The transcript has 13 exons.